AUGCACAAAUAUCAAACAUAUAAACAGAGCGCUGUUCUGAAGCACCAGUACUCCAUGAACCAGUUCAGAACCAUAUCACUCUUGAGUGUAGAAGGGAAAAUCUUCUUUGCCAUACUUGCCAGGAGGAUGACGAAGUACAUGACAUCGAAUGAGUACAUCGAUUCUUCUGUGCAGAAAGGAGGAAUUCCAGGAUUCCCUGGAUGUAUUGAACACACCAGCGCAAUCACACAGCUAAUUCGGGAAGCCAAGAUCAAUCAAGGAGACUUGACAGUUGUUUGGUUAGACCUGGCCAAUGCAUACGGUUCUGUCCCCCACCAGUUGAUUUUCAAGGCGCUGGAACAUUACCACAUCCCGGAUCACAUCCAGAAGAUCGUGAAGAGCUACUUCAGCAACAUUAGGCUCCGAUUCACGGUCAGGGAGAUAACAACAUCUUGGCAGGCACUUGAGAAGGAUAUUGUAACAGGAUGCACUAUAUCGGUCAUACUCUUUGUGAUGGGGAUGAACCUGAUCAUCAAGGCGGCAGACCGGGAGACUAGAGGACCCAAGACUUCAUCAGGAGUGCGAGUACCACCAAACAGAGGGUUCAUGGACGACCUGACCAUAACAACUACCACCCACGUGCAGGCGCGAUGGAUCAUGUCAGCACUCGAGGAAACAGUUGGAUGGGCAAGGAUGAAGUUUAAACCAAGGAAAUCUCGAUGUGUUGUGAUAAAGAAAGGGAAAGUGACCAGAAAGUUCAAGCUCUCGAUACAGCAGGAGGAGAUCCCAACAAUCGUAGACAAUCCAAUCAAGUGUUUAGGAAAGUGGUUUGAUGCUAGCCUGAACGACAACAAGAAUAUCAAACGUUUGCAGAACCAGGUGGAAGAAGGUUUGAGGAGAAUUGACAAAUCAGGACUGCCCGGUAAAUUCAAAUCGUGGAUGUACCAACACGGGCUCCUACCACGCCUCACGUGGCCUCUAACCCUGUACGAGGUUACCACUACCACAGUGGAAAUCCUGGAAAGGAAAAUUAGCAAAUGUCUACGACGUUGGCUUGGAGUCCCCCCAAGUUUCACCAGUGUGGGCCUUUACAGCACCACAGGCAAAUUACAACUCCCAUUAUCAUCACUGGUAGAAGAGUUCAAGGUGGCAAAGGUUAGGCUGGUGAUGACUGUUAGAGACUCCAAAGAUGAGAAGAUCCGGAAUGCUGGAAUUGAGACUCGAACAGGACGCAAGUGGUCAGCAAGUAUUGCGGUACAGGAAGCAGAGAGCAGACUAAGGCACAGCGACAUCGUUGGGACUACCUGUAUAGGCAAACAGGGGUUAGGGUCAACGCGGGUGGAAAGGUGGGGAACAGCAGACACGGCUGGUAGAAGGAAGAUGGUUCAAGAUAACAUCAGGAAGAUGGAGGAAGAGAUCAGGAAGGUUAAAGCUGUAGAAAUGGGAGCACAGGGAGCAUGGACCAAAUGGGAGACAACGGAAAGACGUCUUACAUGGGCAGAUAUCUGGAAGUUGGAACCAUGUAGAAUCCAGUUCCUCCUGCGAUCAGUGUAUGAUGUCCUACCAACACCUACCAAUCUCCACCGAUGGGGGAUGACGGAAAACCCCAACUGCCCACUGUGUGACCAACCGGGUAACCUGGCCCAUGUAUUGUCAUCGUGCAACACCGCUCUGACCCAGGGGAGAUAUACAUGGAGACACAACAAUGUACUGCGAGAGCUAGCAGACACCCUUGAGAAGGAAAGGCAGAAAAGAGGAAAUGUACCAAACAUCAACCGUACAUCAACUUUGUAA
Molecule: messenger RNA, 1773 nt
Organism: Ylistrum balloti
Lineage: Eukaryota; Metazoa; Mollusca; Bivalvia; Pectinida; Pectinidae
Exons: 1
Coding region: 1-1773 (590 amino acids)
Source: RefSeq, a predicted model, not a curated record